This is a messenger RNA of Procambarus clarkii (red swamp crayfish), 1298 nucleotides long. It is a transcript of the gene Vps25, whose product is annotated as vacuolar protein sorting 25. NCBI's taxonomy places the organism in Eukaryota, Metazoa, Arthropoda, Malacostraca, Decapoda, Cambaridae. Gene Ontology annotation, biological process: protein transport to vacuole involved in ubiquitin-dependent protein catabolic process via the multivesicular body sorting pathway. Gene Ontology annotation, molecular function: structural molecule activity; protein homodimerization activity. The record is from RefSeq and is a predicted model, not a curated record. Gene Ontology annotation, cellular component: ESCRT II complex.
AUAAUGUAAUACUUUAUUAUGUAAUCCGGAGUUAUCGGGAGCAGUGGCUUGACGCUUUCCCUUGAUAGUUCCUUUCCCUUUACAAGAAAUUGCACUUGUCAAAAUGACGGAGUUCGAGUGGCCGUGGCAGCAUAGCUUUCCUCCCUUUUUCACACUGCAGCCUAAUGCAGAUGUGCGACGGACGCAGCUUGACGCCUGGUGUUCUCUGGUUGUGAACUGGGGAAGAAGCAACAAAGUUAGCCAAAUAGAUGUCACAGAAGCAUCCAGUUUACCUGUUUUUAAGAACCCUAGUAUCAACCGCUCCUUACCAGCAGAUAGCAUAAUGGUUGUCUUGGAAGAGCUGGCCAAACGUGGGAAUCUUGAAUGGACAGACAAAACCAGACGAAGAGGGUUCCUGUUUUGGCGAAGUCCAACUGAAUGGGGCCAGCUAAUUUAUAAAUGGGCUCAGUCUACCAGUCACAUCAACAGUGUUUGUACUCUUUAUGAGAUCAGCCAAGGUGAUGAUACUGCUGAUGAAGAAUUUCAUAAAUUGGAUGGUGAUGUCCUCCUCAAAGCUCUUAAGACGUUAGAAGUAUCUGGACUAGCCGAGCUGAUCGAUUUUGAUGACAACAAAGGAGUAAAGUUCCUUUGAAAUCAGUUUAUGAGUAAGUCAUAUAUGGUAGUUAUUAUUUUCUUUAUUUACAAAAUAGAAAUAUCUAUGCUUGUAUAUCUUUAUCAAAUAAGAAAGAUUCUUUGUACUGAGUAAUGUACAAAUAAUGUAUUUGUACUUAAUAUAUUUUUUUCAUCUAAUGACUUUAAUCAUAGCCCAAAAUUUAUAUACAGUAAUUAGUGUAUGCAGGCAGCAACUCAUUUUACUUUAUGCUGCACAGGGCAGUGCCAUACCUUACAUGACCAAGAUAAUGUUUUAUAAACCAGUAGUAGUUUAGGAUUUGUAACAUUGCUCAACAAAAUGAUAAAUGCUUUCCUAGAAGCAUCUCUUCAUCUGAUUUUUAUAUCUGGCUAUCAGAAUAGGUAUGCCAUACUAUGUUGACUAUUUUUUCUCAUUUUAUUGUUCGUUAUUCAUUUGCCACAAGCAACCGGUUUGGUGCCUCCUUUUGAUAAUUACUCACUUGCCACAAGCAAUUGCAUUUAGUUGCUACUUGGAAAAACAAUGAGGUUGAUUAAACAAAUUAAGUUAAAGAUAAUGCAUUAAACAUAAGUGCAACUUUAAUCAGUAUUAUAUUGGUCAUUGCUCAAGAGCCAAAAUAAGAUUGAUUACAAUAUGUUAAGAUUUAGUGUUUAAAUAAACAUUAAACAAG